AUGUUAAUUUAAUUGCCACAUAAUGGCAGUCCCUUACUGUCCUUCACAGAGAACCCUUUAACAGUGUACAUUUGGACGUUUGAAAGGUUUGCGGGGAUUGGACGCAUCGGGGCCGAAAACCAAUUAGUCGUUAAUCAAUUCCGAUCCAGUCGCUGCAUAACUCUGCUUCAGGUUUUGGCACUAACAGGCUCCAGGAGUCCCUGGCGGAUGACAGCGGGGAGCAGCGGAGGAGAUGCUGUGGCUCCCACCGCCGCUAGAAGACGGACGCACCGAGGAGCCCGAGUGCAGGAGCAGCGGUCUGCGACCGACACAUGACUGGGACUUUGCCCCGCGCCGCAUCCCGAGCCCGGCGUUCCUUUGUGUGUGCAAGCGGGGCGCGUACGGCGACAGGAGGACGGUCCGCUUCUCCUGCGGCGGGAGCCGGGCGGGACGACGCAGGGACCGAGCAGCGGUCGUGCGCAGCGGCGAAAUAGACCAACUCUUGCGGGGGGACAGGGGCUCGAUCACGCAACUGGGGCGAGCGACGACAGAUGUGAUUUCCACACGCUGCGGCUGGUUUGGUGCCAGUGGCGAGUUGGACGGCUCAUGAUUGCGUCCCGCUUUCCAUCAUUCACUGCUUCCAGCGUUUUUUUUUUGUUCCAGAGUAGUUGGGGGUCUCGGACGGCUGUCUCCGAGGGCGCGCUGCUGCAGAGACUAACGGCCGGUGCCAUGUGUCGUUGCGCCACAUAGAAGCUCUUUGUGGGCUGUUUCGCACCGGGGACAGGUGGUGCCGCGCGCGCGUGUGUGUGUGUGUGUGUGUGUUUGUGGGGGGGAAGGGGGGGGCACGGACACACUCGGCCCCUGAGACAGUUGUCUUGGGGAUGUCAGGCCGGCGAACGGGACCAGCUUUUGCCAGAGACAGGUGCGACAGGGAGGAGUAGUCCACAAAGCCCCAUACACCGGAUCCGGCGACGCACCGCCGAGCCCGCAGCCUCCUCUGAUCACUCUCGGAUUUCUUUCCUCUCCCAUUGUCGUUCUGCCGUGUGGGACACACAGCUGACUCAGAGCCGUGGGUCCGGCGGCACCUUCCCCCCCCCGACGACCGGAGACUACAGUUCUGUUACUAUGGCAACCGUGGCCCCUCCUUCCUUCUUCCUGCUGUGUUGGCUCCUCCGAACGGCCAGCUCGGCGUUCCCCGAGGAACCAGGACCCCUAAACUUCAUCCCAACAGAAGUGGUGAGACGAUACCCGGUGUUUCUGGGCCGACCCCACCGAACGUGGCUGAGACAAGAGCCACUUCACAUCCAGAGGAUCCUGCAAGUCAAUCGAACACUGUACAUUGGAGCCAGGGAUGACCUUUUCCGUGUGGAGUUGGACAACGCUGCCGGAGAAGAGAUGUUCUACAAUAAGAAAAGAACAUGGGAGUCCAACAAGAAUGACAUCAGGAUCUGCAGGAUGAAGGGCAAGCAUGAGGAUGAAUGCCGUAACUUCAUGAAGGUGCUGCUCAGCAGACAAGGAGGCCUGUUUGUGUGCGGGACCAACGCCUUCAACCCGCUCUGUGCCAACUACACAGGAGACACUCUGGAGAUGGUAGGAGACACGGUCAGCGGGAUGGCGAGAUGCCCUUAUGACCCCAAACAUGCCAACGUGGCCCUGUUUGCAGAGGGGAAUCUUUUUACAGCCACAGUGACUGACUUUCUGGCCAUUGAUGCGGUGAUCUAUCGUAGCCUUGGGGACAGUCCCGCUUUGCGCACCAUCAAGCAUGACUCCAAGUGGUUCAGAGAGCCAUAUUUUGUCAGUGCUGUUGAGUGGGGACCUCACAUCUACUUCUUCUUCAGAGAGAUAGCCAUGGAGUUCAAUUACUUGGAGAAGGUGGUGGUGUCACGUGUGGGUCGGGUGUGUAAACGGGACCACGGCGGGUCUCAGCGUGUCCUGGAGAAGCAGUGGACAUCGUUCCUGAAGGCCCGCCUGAACUGCUCCGUCCCCGGUGAUUCCCACUUCUACUUUAACCUGCUCCACUCCACCAGUCCCGUCAUCAGGAUGCACGGCAGGGACAUCCUCCUGGGGGUCUUCUCCACGCCAGCGAACAGCAUUCCCGGUUCGGCGGUGUGCGCCUUUGACAUGGAGCAGCUGGCGGCGGUGUUUGAUGGGAGGUUCAAGGAGCAGAAAUCACCCGAGUCUAUUUGGACGCCUGUUCCAGAUGAAGUCAUCCCGAAGCCAAGACCCGGUGGCUGCGCUGUUCAAGGAACCAGGUUCAAUUCGUCCAACUCUUUUCCCGAUGACAUGCUCAACUUCGUCAAGACCCACCCGCUGAUGGAUGAGGCUGUCCCGUCCCUCGGACAAAGACCCUGGAUAGUCAGAACCAUGGUUAGGUACCAGCUGAAUAAGAUCGUGGUGGAUACAGAGGCCGGGCCUUACAGGAACCGAACCGUCCUGUUCCUCGGGUCGAGCAGGGGGACCCUCCUCAAGUUCCUCAUCAUGCCCAACCAGGACAACACCGUCACCAACAGCAACAUCUUCCUGGAGGAACUGGAAGGAUUCAACCCCGAUAAGUGUGCUGAAGACUCUCCUCAGGCCAGGCAGCUGUUGUCUCUGACUCUGGACCGGGCAAGCCACAGUCUACUCCUCGCCUUCCCCUCCUGUGUGGUCAGAGUACCAGUGGCACGGUGCCAGCUCUACUCCCGAUGCAUGAAGAACUGUAUCGCCUCAAGAGAUCCUUACUGUGGCUGGACCAGAGGAAGCACCUGCUCUUUCCUCAGACCUGGGACCAGACUGCCGUUCGAGCAAGAUGUUGAACAGGGAAACGUGGCCCACUUGGGUGACUGUGACGGAAUGCUGCUCCAAGAGAGUUUCAUUGAAGAGCCUGACGGCCUUGUGUCUGUAAACCUAUUGGUGGUGUCUGCUGUUUCAGCCUUCGCAACCGGAGCCGUCCUCUCUGGCCUCACUGUCUGCUGGAUCAUGAGUCACCGCCACCGCCACUCCCGUAGCUCUGGAGCCAAUGGCGCGCGUCGCAAAAGCGACAAAGAGCAGAGCAUGCUUGGGCAGGGCCGCAGCGGCUCAGUAAUGAGUGUAACAAGAACCAGUGGCGGCGAGAGGAGGCGUUCGCAGGCAGACAACCCCUUCAUCAUGCCCAACGGCUGGCCUAAAGGAGAGAUGGACCCAGGAUUGCUGCCGACCCCAGAGCAGACCCCAUUGCAGCAGAAACGGACGAUGCGCCUCCCGGACACUGACUGGGACCAGAGCCAGACCUUCCUCACUGCUGUGGGGACUCCCUGCCCCAAUAACUCUGUCAUCUACCUGAGCUCCAAGUACCUGCAUGGAGGUGGGGGGGGUGGAGGGAUGGUCCGGAUAGAUGAUCCCGGGGAAGUUGUGCUGCCCCUGCACACAGAGCGCCAGCGCUACCUGAUCCUAGCCACCCAGAGAGGGGAGCAUGGUGGCAGCCGUCCAAGCGGCACCCUGAGGAACUCAGCGGGAGAAUACAUCUACCCCGCCACACCACAGGACUCCCCCGACCGACGGAGGGUGGUUUCCGCUCCCACUCCCCACAUGGACUAUGGGGAGCCUCGUUGGAGUCAUGAGGUGCUCAACUACAACAGCAACAAUGGCGCGCCCUAUCACGCACAGCGCCAGGGCCUCAUCAGGCCCGACAUGCAUGGGCCGCGAGGGCUGGGAGAACUGGCAGACUUCAGCCACCUUCUAGGGAAGAACAUGGGAGAGCGCACCCCCAGUGGCCAGUGAGGUCAAGUGUGUGAGCCCUGGCACCAAGCUCUCUCUGAACACUCAUUCCCUCCGACACUAAACUGGAAUAAGUCAACCCCUCAGACUCACUGUCCCAGUCCAACCUUUACCUGUCUGUCCUCUCGCACUGUCAUUCAAUGUUCAAUGACGUCAUUCAGCUGACUGUAGACAGAGACAGAGAGAACAGAAACAGAGUUGCAUAAAGAGGAGAACACUCCCCUAACAUCUCUGGUCCUCUGCUCUUAAUCUGAGGUGCACCCCUCUACCCUGUUAGUGGUACAACCCAGAGGGUGUGACUUUGACACCACAGGACAAACAGAAAGGUACAGGGAGGGGUGCAAACGAAGGGGAAUCUUCUAAAACAAGACAAUUUGGAGAGAAAAAUAAAUGACAAUUUCGCUUGUAGCGCCACAUAUGAAAGGUCUCCCUCCACCAUUUUGUUCACUGUUUUGACACCAUGGAUCUUCUUUAAGUGUGAAAUUAAGUUUCUGCUUAUUUUGUGUGUGAGUGCCACUGGCAUCCAGCAGACAGCAAUGUGCUUUACUUUGGAUUUCGAAUGAGACAAAAACUGUUGUAGCCGUGCCAGAGGGCAGUGACUCUCAGUGGAUCAUGCAGUGUGUGUCUGACUGUGUGAAUGUGUGUGUGUGUGGUCGCAACAACUCCAACCAGUGUGCUGUCUUAACUGUGAAGAAUAUAUAUACUGGAGUUUCUGUAAACAUUCACAGAGAGAUAGAUGGACUUUAUUAUGUGUCUCUCUAUGUGUUUACCAAUCAGAGAUGUGGGUAGAUGACCAGUUGCUCCUGAAGGGUUGAGACUCCCAGUGUAAUUUUUGUGAUCCCCAGUACCUCAGAGGCAGCACUGGACAGAGCCAUGAAGAAGUGAAAGAGAGCAAUAAUAAGCAAGAAUCAUAAAAGGACGAAGAUAAAGCCAACUUAAUUUGAUAUUUUUUUAUAAUAUUGUUUUCUCAACUCAAAGCUUAGACACAUCAGGACGAGCAGAGUGCUGGGUAAAGGAACAGUAUCUCCCCUCCAUUCUUCUCUCCCUCGCUCCCUCUCAGUAUGCCAGGGUCUGUGUGACCUGACCCGAGGCCUCCCUGGGCUCCACAGCCCAUUUGAAAAGGGGGAAUGUGAGCUGUGGCUGUCUGGCUGUCUGACUGAGGCUCUGAGGCCCGGCCGCUCGGGACCUACAUUCAGCCUCUUCUGCCCGACACUGAACCUCUUUGUGCCCCGUAAGCACGAGGAGACUGCGGCAACAAAUAGCCGUUAAGAGUCAGGGACCAAGCCCAGAACCACAGCCAAGCAGAAUAUCAAUGAAGAGGACAGCAGCUCCAUCCGUCAAGCGAGAUGUACCAAACAGAACCAGGCAUCUCUUAAUGCUUCACCCAGUUGCCAGGACAGGGAGGACUUGAGGGCUGAAGCAGGGGCCGAGGCCAGGCUUGGGGCACUGCUAACGGUCACAAUGGUCAUCCCUUGUGGCUCUAUCCCUUUCUGUCUUUCAGUGUGUUUCCCAACAAAAGCGGGAUAAGGAAAACAGAUGGGCAUGGGUAUACUCGGGUGUGGAGUUACUCUUUCAACACGUUAUCUUUUGAUGUUUUUCUGUUUUUGUCUGUCCUCAUCCGUUCUUGAUUCAGAUGUAGAUCUAGAGAUAGUUUUAGUUCAACCACAGUGGUGUUUUUGUGUGUCAGCUUGUGUGUGCGUGUGUCUCUUAGGGCUUGUAUCCAUGAAUGUGUUGCUCAUAUUGAGUGCAAAAAACCCCUGCUUUGAUCAAUUUUAUUCUCAUUCUCACCUUUCUUCUUUUCUCUGUUGAGUCCUUUAUGUUGCGUGGCAGCCCUUCUCUUUACAUUCACAAAUCUGUGAUAACGGUAUCAGAGCCUGGGAUCGGUGAACGUUAUACAAUAUAUUUAAACCAUUAUACACAUCACAAAGAAGUGCAGAUAAGAUGCAGAUGCUGGGCCCGUGCUUAGUUGAGGGGAUUUGGGGUCAGAUGGUAGAUACUCUCAUAAUAAAAAAUCAGAUUUAAAAAAAAUAGGGCUGAUGUUGUCAGUUGUUUUUUUUUAGUUUUCAGUUUUUCAUACAAUAAUCACAAAUAUGUUGAGAACUUACACAUUUUCCACCAAACACUGCUUUCUGUUUAAUGCAAGUCUGUGUUGCUUAAUAUUUAAAGUUUUGUUGCACAUUGUCCAGGUUUUUUGACCUCAUCCGUGUCGUGUCCAGUAUCAGCAGGCAGCUGUUUUCAACAGUACCAGAUCAAUGUUACCUACCUAGCAGCAAACAACAGACAGUCAGAGUUAGCGACUAGCUAGUGAACAUAGUGGAACAUGACGAUGGUAGGGACCAAAAUUGGAGCUAAAAGAAGAGCGAAUUCUGGACAUGUGACUCCAAAUGAAUCAUAUUAUUACUCGACAUCUUCUCAAUAUGUAAAUAAGCAGCUGUAUGCUAACUCAUUAGCACCAUAGUGUCUUCACAGCUUGUAUUCGCUGCCCCCAAGUGGACAAAAAAUAUGUUAUUUUAUGUUUCCUGUAAAAAAUACUAAGACUGGGUAUCAUCUGAAAUGUUUAAAUACUAAGGCAGAAACACAUUGUAUAUUGACAAACAUGAGAUGUUAAUCAAAGACAAAGUGAAUUUGACUAACUCUGACCAGGUAAUUGAUAUGCAGAACCUUAAAAAAACAGACAAGCCAAGAGUCUGAGGGGGCGCAUGAGACAAGCCAGUGUAAGAGAUUUAUGAAGGCAAGGACAGAUGAGGAGGUCAGGCAUGCGAACAUGAUGUUACUGCAUUACCGCCUCUCCACAUUACUAGUGUGCUAUAGUGUAUUCUUUACACAUCCCACCCUGAAACAGGUCAUUAGUAUUGAGGAUACUGGGCCUUCCACCAGCCCAGCCCUUCAUCUCUGCCGCUCUUUAUCUCUCUCCCUGUCUCCCAACUCCAACAUGGCCUGUGUGUGUGUGUGUGUGUGUGUGUGUGUGUGUGUGUGUGUGUGUGUGUGUGUGUGUGUGUGCGUGUGUGUGUGUGUGUGAGGCCUCUCUGUCUCGGCAAGUGUGCCCAGCCAGCCGUGUCCUCGCAAUGCAUCUCCUACGGUGUUUCACUAAACAUGCUUGAUUAGGCAAAGUACAUUCCCGGCCCUCUAAUGGCCUGAUGAGCCCCUGAGAAGAUUACUACAGACACAUCAGCCCUGAGAGGGAGGUGCACGCUCAACCAGCUCUUUAGCCCUCCACUAACCACCAGCCACACACACACACACAUGCAUGCAUGCAUGCAUACCCAACAACUUUGUUGGGCCCUUUAACCAAAUACGGGAUGCAAUUGAAUUAAGACCAGAAAUAAAGCUCACGCUUGAACUCGCCCGACACUGACUGGUUCUAGGAAAGGUACUGUACAUGAUGAUGUAUUUCUGACUGCAUGAUUUGAUUACCUAAGUUCGACAUUAUGGGGCAGCUUAAGAAUUCAGAUGUAACCUCAGGUAGGUCAGUCUGUUUAUUAAAGCCAUCCUCCUCCGUCUCCUUUACAUACUUCACGUCAUCUGAGCUCCACUAACAACAGCUGCUCUUUGUCCCUUCUUCUGCUUUGCCCUUUUAUUGUUAACAGACUCACACUAUCUUUCUGCCACACAUUAACACAAAUAAUAUCUUUUCCUUACAUCCUGUUUAUCACUUUUAAAGGUUGGCUGGUUAAUUUGAUGAGUUGGUGACAGGAGCAGAAAUCAAAGUCACUCACAAAGACUGGCUUUAUUUCACAUCGCUUUUUUUUUAAGACAUUGUCCAAGCCUUUCUUGGUAGAUUAUUUUGUCUGGAGGUUCUUUUUUGUCUCUGCUUCUGCAAACACACAAACACAUUAUUCCUCUUUAUUUCUCAUUUUCACAUAUUGACACACACACACACAUGAAAUUCCCACCCAACCCUCAUGACCCAGUCUUUAUGUGUACGUUGUUAUUCAUCAGGUUGUGGUUGUGUCUGAAGAGACCAUGCCUUUGUGUGUCGGGGUUGUUUACUCUGUGUGGCCCAGUGAUGCGAUGCCCCCCAGCCUAUAACUGCCAUCUUGCCCUGCAGUGCUCCACUGUACUGUCCGUGCUCUAGAAAGAGUCCAGAAACUGAGGCUAACUUGUAUCAAAUUCACCAUCCAUCACAGUCAGGAGCAGUGACGUGAAAUUGCUCCCUUUCAAGUCAACAUAUGAGUGGAAAAAGCACAAACAAUGGCAAAAAACAAAAAUCAACAUUUGCAUUUUUGUAAAAUUGUAAAUGUAUUUAGUCCGCACUGAUCAUUUUAGUCACGUUUGUUUUUUCUAUCGUUAGUUUCCUUGGUAGAUAUUUUUGUUUGAAAUUAUACGGGAUAUUAUUGUAUAUGAUUUCAAUUUCAAUUCUCUGGUGUGCCGGAUUUGAUGACAACAAUGAAGGAUGAACCUGAUGACUAUCAUGAUUAUUAUUAUUAUAUAAGACAGUCACAAUGAAGCAGUACUGUGAGCAGCACUGAGCUGUUGUGUCCUGUUUGGACGCAGAAUCUAAAAGGUUUGAAAGGAAAAAGAGGAUGAAGAGAGGGAGUGAAUGCACUCAUGCAGAGGUUCAAAAAGAGACUUCUCUCCUGAAGAGUGGUCUCCUGCUACUGUGAAGGACCCCACCAUGCUGUGGUUCUCCCCAGAGGCUGGCCCCCCGUCGGCCCGGGUACCUUGGGACACAGUGUCAUCCGAUGACAACACAUGUUCCUACUACGUGUACAUAACCUUGAUGCUUACAUGUAAUUAAAGUGCCGUAGCUGCAUGACGACACAGCCUCUGUGUGUGUACAGAAGUAGCGACGUGUGAAUUUGUACAGUACAUGCAAGUGUGUGUGUGCUUGUGUCCGCAAAGAAAUCUGUUUGUCGUCACGCAAAAAGCAAAACAUGUGCAUGCACCCCUCCGACAACUGCUCAAAGCACACAUAUUAGACACAAACAUGCAUACACAAACACACUCCAGCAGUUGGUCUCCAUUCUCCACGUUGUCCUGAGCUCUGCCUGUCACUCCGCAUGGAGACUUUGCUCUAUGUCAACUUUCUUAUUCUAAUAAACCACUCAAGACAUUGA
This is a messenger RNA of Scophthalmus maximus (turbot), 8771 nucleotides long. It is a transcript of the gene sema6bb, whose product is annotated as sema domain, transmembrane domain (TM), and cytoplasmic domain, (semaphorin) 6Bb. Gene Ontology annotation, molecular function: semaphorin receptor binding; chemorepellent activity. Bases 1105 to 3717 code for a protein of 870 amino acids. The record is from RefSeq and is a predicted model, not a curated record. Gene Ontology annotation, biological process: axon guidance; negative regulation of axon extension involved in axon guidance; neural crest cell migration. The transcript is spliced from 17 exons. NCBI's taxonomy places the organism in Eukaryota, Metazoa, Chordata, Actinopteri, Pleuronectiformes, Scophthalmidae.